Molecule: messenger RNA, 3102 nt
Organism: Gossypium arboreum
Lineage: Eukaryota; Viridiplantae; Streptophyta; Magnoliopsida; Malvales; Malvaceae
Product: mannosyltransferase APTG1
Exons: 10
Coding region: 1172-2758 (528 amino acids)
Biological process (GO): GPI anchor biosynthetic process
Cellular component (GO): endoplasmic reticulum membrane
Molecular function (GO): alpha-1,2-mannosyltransferase activity
Source: RefSeq, a predicted model, not a curated record
AGUGGUGUUUGUGUUUAUUAACACCUGAAAACUUUAGUGGAAUUGAAGCAGUACAAGCAUAUGUUUUUUUGGCAUAAAAGCAUUGACACGUAAUAAAUUCCUUAAUUGAUUUCUUGGCACUCAACAAUCCUCACAUUUAGACAUAUCAUAGGAAUAAAGCGUUUUUGAGGUGAUAUCUCCUUAAGCACCGAAUCAAUAAUAAGUGGGGAGGAGAUAGAAUAAAAAUCACAUCAUUUCUCUAUAUAAAUCUACUUGUAAUAGGAUACUCUAUUCAACCAAACAACUAUUUACUAUGAGCCACGGAAUAUGAUUGUAAUGGUUAUGCCUUUACAUUGAGCCAAAGAUGGCAUUAGUUUUCAUUCAUAGAGCUGCUGGGAUUCCUUUUUAAGACAAUCAUAUAUUAACUAGACAAGAAUUAGUGAUUAAUAAUAAAAAAUCAUUUAGAAAAGAAUUAUAGAUCAUAAGAAACAAAGGGGAGGUUUUACCAUCUUCAACUUUAAUUAGGUUGUUGAUUCUGUUUGUUCCACUCAGACCCACCUUUUCUUUUGCUGUCCCUAUGUAGAUUGAAAGGCAGUUUAAUGAAGCGAACGGGGUGGAUGCAUCUGGGUUUGAAUUAGAUUGGGUAAACGGGAGAAUCACAGUCGAAGGAACUUAGGUUUUUGGAUUUGUGAUUGGGAAAAUUAGGGUUUUGAUAGGGGGAGAUUUUUGACAGAUGAUGGAAGGUAGGGGUUGAAGUUGGUGAACGAAGGGAGAAGGACUUAAAGAGGGGGGAAAAUAUAUAGACAUUAGGAGGGUGGAUUGAUGGUACUUGAAGGGUAAAAUGCAAGGCUAUGCAUGGGCAGGGAGGAGGUGAGGAGAGGAAAAAGGCACAACACAUGCGGCAGCCCCUACACGUGCAACGGUGGUUCUGAGUUGUGAUGGUGGUGCUUUUGCCUCUGUUCUUCCUUUACUGUUAAUUCCUUUUCAAAGGUAUUACUUCCUAAAGCAAUUUUUCUUAAUUAGGUUAGAUUAGAUUAGAUUUUUCUUUAUUAGAUUAGAUUUUUCUUUGUUUUCUAGGUUUUCCUUUUUGUUUGAUUGUUGGUAUGUUUUAUCAGUGAUUUGGUGAGAGGGGCUUUAUCUGAUUGAUUUUGGGAAAUAAAAAGAAUUGCAGUCACAGCUGAAGAGCAUAAAAAUGAGACAGAGAAAGAAUGGUUCUUCAAUUAAGCAUCCAAAUCUGUCUGAUGCUGAAGCAAAAUCACAAAAGAAAUCUCCAUAUUCUUCAAAGGAUGUAUUCUUAACUUGUUUGGGAUUUCGAAUGCUGAAUGCAUUGUUGAUUCAAACUUACUUCAAUCCAGAUGAACACUGGCAAGCACUUGAAGUUGCGCAUCGUAUUGCCUUCGGGUAUGGUCAUUUGACAUGGGAGUGGGAGGAGGGAAUCCGAAGCUACUUGCAUCCAAUGAUGUUUGCUCUCUUUUACAAACUUCUCGCAUUAUUGCGUCUUGAUAUACCAUGUGUCAUGAUUAAGGCCCCACGACUGCUGCAAUCGAUAUUUUCUGCGGUUGGUGAUUUGUACUUGUAUAAACUUUCAUUUGUCCUGUUUGGUGAUGGUGUUGCAAAAUGGGCACUAUUUUCUCAAUUGGCAAACUGGUUCAUGUUUUUCUGUUUCAAUCGCACAUUUUCAAAUAGUUUGGAGACCACUCUCACUCUUGUAGGCCUUUACUACUGGCCCUCAGUGAGAAGUUCUUUGAACAAAGCUCCUUCAGGUUCGAGAAAAUGGGGUUUGGCCCUAGCCGCAUUAGCUUGUGCCAUUAGACCAACAAGUGCUGUUACUUGGGUGUAUGUUGGCCUACUUGAGUUGUACUUGACUCAUGACCGCCUGAGAUUUAUAUUUGUGGAGUUGAUUCCUAUUGGGAGUGUGGUGCUUGGAAUUACGUGUUUGUUGGAUCGUCUAAUGUAUGACUCCUGGGUUUUAGUACCACUUAAUUUUCUCAAGUUCAAUUUUCUCUCCUCUGGCGGAGAUUAUUAUGGAACUCACAAGUGGCACUGGUACUUCACUCAGGGAUUUACAGUAAUGGUAUUCAGUUUUCUACCAUUUUGUGUUGCUGGCAUUAUCAAGUCUAAAUAUUGGAAGCUUUCUGGGCUUAUUCUAUGGGUUUUAGGACUUUACAGCAUACUUGGUCACAAAGAAUUCAGAUUUGUCCUCCCUGUACUUCCUAUAAGUUUGAUAUUCGGUGGAUAUUCACUAGCUGCACUUGAUGAACGUGGUUCUCGAAAUGGUGCAAAGAAAAGAUCUUCGUGCAUUUGCAACAAAUGGCCUUCCAGAAAGCAACUUGCCAUCUUCUUCUUGCUUGCAUCCAAUAUUCCAAUGGCCCUGUAUAUGAGUUUGAUUCAUCAGAGAGGAACUGAGGAUGCGAUGAACUAUCUAUCUAAAGAAGCUGCAAAAGGGAAAGUGAAAAGUAUCGUUUUCCUAAUGCCUUGCCAUGCCACACCCUACUAUUCCACUCUGCAUAACAACCUGCCUAUGCGUUUCUUGGAUUGCGCACCCAAUAAGGGAAUGCCUACUGAAUCAGACCGUUUCAUGAUGGAUCCAGUUAGUUUUGCAGUAGAUUUUGCAAAAAAUUGGUCUCACCCUAGUCACAUUGUAUUGUUUGAUUCAGAGGAGAGGCACCUGAAGGAUUUUCUAGUUUCACAUUCUUUUAGAGAGGUUAGAAGGUUCUUCCAUGCUCACUUUAAGGUGGACCGUGAUCUUCAAGCAUCCGUUGUUGUAUACGCUGACUGACACGUAAAAGUUUCUAAAACCUGUUUCGCAAUCUGGCCUUGAUCUUUCUGAGCGUUUUUUGUUUCCAGAUGAUGGAAUUCAUUUAUUCUUUUUAGAAAUUUUGUUUUUUUUAAAAAAGAAUUUGAACUUGAGAAAAAAAAACCAUAGCUGCUGGUGGUACUAUGCUCUAUAUUUAAGAUGAUCCCUGGUGAUAAAACGAUAAAUCACGUUUUUCAUGUCAUGUAAACAUGCUUAUGUUAGUAAUUUUGAGCAUUUACAUUUUGGACUGUUGAAGGAAAGGAAAAACAAUUACUUUAUGUUGAUGUAACCUUUGUUUAUUUCAAAGAUAAUCUGAUUUGGUUUGA